GAUGAUGAGUAGGUACAGCUUGAAGAGGGACAUGUAUUGCUGCUAAAAUAAAGCUGCUCAAAAAGCAUAUGCCUCAGUCAGCCAGUGGUGGAGCAAGAACACUGAGCUCAUAUUCCUUUUCACCAGGUGAACACUUCUUUCCUGUGCUCUGUCAGGGAAAAGCUGUGCCUAGCCAGACAUCGCAAUGCAAGUUAGUUUUGCUGAAGCCAGUGAUUUUUCCAAUACCAGCUCAGGAACACUGAAUUUAACUCUGACCAAUUGCACAUCAGCAAAUUCCUCUGCAGAUAUAGAAGAAGAAUAUGCAUGGGAAUCUUUUUAUACAUCAUUUAAGAUGGAGCAGCUGAUUACUCUCUGGAUUUUGUUUAUUGUCACUAUAUUUGGCAACUCAGUUGUUCUAUAUCUGACAUGGAAGGAAAGAAAGCGGAAAUCUCGUAUGACUUUCUUUGUUACACAGCUAGCCAUCACAGACUACCUUACAGGAAUAAUAAGCAUCUCUGUAAACAUUAUAUGGCGAUUUACUGGCGAGUUCAUGGCCCCUGAAAUUGUCUGCAAAACUGUACGUUACUUGCAGGUUGUCCUUCUGUAUGCUUCAACAUAUGUUUUAGUAUCUCUCAGCAUAGACCGAUAUCAUGCCAUAGUUCAUCCAAUGAAGUUUCUCCAAGGAGAAAAACAAGCAAAAGUGCUAAUUGCGGUUUCAUGGACUUUAUCAUUCUUAUUUUCAAUUCCAACAUUUAUUAUAUUCGGAAAACUCAAACUACCUAAUGGAGAAAUGCAAUGCUGGGCUCUUUGGCCUGAUGACUCUUACUGGACACCCUAUAUGACAAUUGUUGCUCUACUGGUUUAUUUUAUCCCUUUGAUUAUUAUAAGUGUGAUUUACUUCAUUGUAAUACGAACAAUAUGGGUAAAAAGUAAAGGACAUGCAGUGAUAAUUUCCAACUAUACCGAUGGAAAUUUUUGCACUAGUUACAGUCACCGAGGUCUAAUUUCCAAAGCUAAAAUGAAAGCUAUUAAAUACAGCAUUGUGGUUAUUCUUGCUUUUAUACUUUGUUGGAGUCCUUACUUUCUAUUUGAUAUAUUGGACAACUUUGAAAUGCUCCCUGAAACCAAAGAACGUUUCUAUGCAUCUGUUAUUAUUCAGCAUUUACCAUUUUUAAACAGUGCCAUUAAUCCAAUAAUCUACUGUGUAUUCAGUAACAGACACUGUCGCUUAUCCAGGGAUAGAAAUUCGGGAAAACUCGGUGGCACCAUUAGAGAUAAAACAGAAGGAAUUGAAAUGCAAGUGGUUUCAAGACCAGAGUACCUCUAGUAUAUGAAUUAUUUUGAGAUAUAAUCCAGCAAUCAAAGAAUCUAUUUCCUAUAGUCAUCUAUGUGGUACUACCCGACAGACACGGCAAAGCUAGAUGUAAAUAAUGUCAUAUAUUUACAAAUAAUUUCAUUGCUAUUUUUAAUAUAUGAUCAUUUGAAGUAUGUCUCUACCUAAAUUAUAACAUUUUUACUACCCUGUAAGCCUUAAAACAGUUGUGUAUAGUAUUGAUAUGACCAUGCAUUUUUACCUUAGUUAAUACUACCCAGUAUAAUGAAACAAUUAGAUAUUGCUUCUUCUAGCACACCCUUUCAUUUUCCUGGUAUUUAUGAAUUAUAAGAAAGUCAGAUGGCUCCUGUGGUUAUCUGAGAGUGCUAAUUUUCAAUAUACACUAUUGCUUACACCCAUGCUCCUACAUGAUUUAUUUGUACAAAAUCCCUGACAGUUUUUAAACAUUUUAUUAUAUGAAAUAAAAAUUCUAUAAAACUA
Molecule: messenger RNA, 1792 nt
Organism: Xenopus tropicalis (tropical clawed frog)
Lineage: Eukaryota; Metazoa; Chordata; Amphibia; Anura; Pipidae
Gene: npsr1
Product: neuropeptide S receptor 1
Exons: 9
Coding region: 185-1306 (373 amino acids)
Biological process (GO): neuropeptide signaling pathway; signal transduction; G protein-coupled receptor signaling pathway
Cellular component (GO): membrane; plasma membrane
Molecular function (GO): neuropeptide receptor activity; G protein-coupled receptor activity
Source: RefSeq, a predicted model, not a curated record